Closterium sp. NIES-67 is the source of this 2929-nucleotide messenger RNA. The record is from the annotation of a GenBank genome assembly. Lineage: Eukaryota; Viridiplantae; Streptophyta; Zygnematophyceae; Desmidiales; Closteriaceae.
UCCACACAAGCAGUCCCAACUUUGGGCUGCUUGACACUGCCUCCCUUCCAUUCAGCUUGCAAGUGGCUGCCUGUCAAUCCCGCGUCAUCCAAUCUUUGACUUCAAGCUUAGCUCCCCAUCAUCACGCGUUUUGGGUUCUCUGGUUGCCCUCCUAAUUUCACUUUCUUCCAUCCACCGCUCGAGCCACUCUUUUCACCGAACGAGUCGUCUUUAAUUCUCGUCACUUAUAACGCUAGUGCCGCACUGCACGCCGUGAAUGCCGCGACCUGCCGGUAAAUUCCCGACUUCCCUUCGCCAACUGGCGCGUCACCGCAGCCAUGGCGGUUCGAUCACCGUGGCGUCGCGCGAUGCUGCCCGUGGUGGCUCUCCUGGUCUCCUCAAUCACCCUCGCCCUCUCCCUCCAAGUCCCCAACCGUGCACCAGCGGUUUCUUCCCUCUACGUGAUUCAGUUGCGCUCCGCGCCGGCCGUCGCCGUUUAUAACGGCGGGAUUCCCGGAUUCCCCGGCACUGCCGCCGUCCGCCACGCCGCAUCUCACGCCGCCAAUGCCGCCGCCACUGCCGCCGGCCGCCUGUUUCCGCGCCGGCCGCGGGUGAACUUGAGGAUGCCGCACGUGCGCGCGUUUGCGGAGAUGCUUAGGCAGCAGCAGCGGAGGGUGGCGCGCGAUACGGGGAUUGCUGCGAGCCGCCUAAUGUACAGCUACACGCACGUGGCGAACGGGUUCGCGGCGGAGCUGACGGCGCGCGAGGUGUGGCGGAUGCGGCGGCAUCCCGCCGUGGGCAGCGUGACGCGCAGCGGGCGCUUCCGCCUGCUGACCACCGCGUCGCCCGCGUUCCUGCAGCUGCCGCCGUCGCUGUGGGCCGCCGCGGGCGGGCAGAGCAGCGCCGGGGAGGACGUGGUGGUGGGGAUCGUCGACACCGGCAUCUGGCCCGAACACAAAUCCUUCGCCAACGACACUUCCUCCGCUUCCUCCAGCUACGGCCCGGCGCCGGCGGGGUGGCAGGGGUCGUGCAUGAAGACCAAGGACUUCCCCGCGGCGGCGUGCAACGGCAAGGUGGUGGGCGCGCAGGUGUUCUACUCGGGCUUUAAGCGCGACUCGCGCGACCGCAUGGACUUCUCCAAGGACUGGCUCUCGCCGCGCGACGCCGACGGCCACGGCACCUGGUGCUCGGGUGCAGCGGCAGGGAACGGCAACGUGCAGACGCAGACGCUGGGCCCGAUCAGCGGCAUAGCGCCGCGCGCGCGCUUGGCGAUGUACAAGGUGUUUUGGAAGGAGCGCGGUGGGUACAUGUACGCCACGUACGCGGACAUCUUCGCUGCCGUGAACCGCGCCGUGGCGGACGGCGUGGACGUGCUGAGCCUGUCGCUGGGUGGGUCGGACGACUCCGCGACGUACUUUGACGACUCCAGCUUCAUCAAUGUCAACACGGCGGGGGUGGUGGUGGCCUUUGCAGCAGGCAACGCCGCCAGUCCGUGGAGAGUGGGCAUGGGGUACCGCACACUGGAUAACUUCUCACCGUGGUACAUCACCGUGGGCGCCAGCACCAUCAGCCGAUUCUCAACAUUGACGCCAGCGUCAGUAUCAUCAUCAUCACCUUCCCUCCCAAGGGGCCUUCAAGAAACCUCCAACUCCUCCUCCGCCGCAUCCACUACCCCCGACUCCAUCCACGCUGACCCCUCGGCCACGGCAGUGCGCCCAUCAGAAUCAUCAGGGUCGCCCUCCGAAGCACCCGUGGUGGCAGGCUUCUCCUCCACGGGCCCUCUCGUCGCCCCCAUCUACAACCCCGCCGCCCCCAAGCCCACCAACGACAUCCUCAAGCCCGACAUCAUCGCCCCGGGGGUUUCCCUCUGGGCGGCUACUGUGUCGCCUUCCCUGACCGACACCACCAGUCGGUACGCCCGCCUCUCGGGAACUUCCAUGGCCACACCUCACAUCGCGGGGAUUGCUGCGCUGCUCGUGCAGCGAAACCCCGAGUGGAGCCCCUCCCAGAUUGGAUCCGCAAUGAUGACAACUGCUACAGUGCGGAAUAACAAGGGCUCGCUGAUCCGAAAUUCGAACGGGAAUGUUGCGACGCCGUGGGAGACAGGCGCGGGCCACGUGAAUCCGAUGAAGCUUCUAGAUCCCGGGCUGACGUAUGAUGCCAACGAGGCGGAUUUCCGGAAUUUUCUCGCCGGGCAGGCACUGACGCGAGCGAAGAGAUUGUUCCGCGGAGCCAGCUUGAAGUCCAUCAAGGCGUAUAACCUCAAUAGGCCUACAAUCUCUGUAGGAAGGCUUUCUGGUACAGUAACCGUUUCUCGGCGCGUUACAAAUGUGGCUUACACAGCAUCAACAUAUACAGCGGCCGUCACUAGUAUGGACGGGGUCCUGGUUACAGUAAAACCACCCAAGUUUACUGUAGAGCCUGGGGCAACAGUGAGUUACAAUGUUACUCUGACUGCUCUGCGAUCGGGGCUAACUUUCUCAUACGGCAGCAUCACAUGGACAGACGAGCUGGGGCACUCUGUCAGGUCAACGCUAGCUGUGCAGCCAAUUAAGAGAUGAGCAGGUGGGGGGUGGGAGCUGGGGAGGAGGGUAGGAGGGCAGAGGAGUGGUGGAAUGGUGAUGGUGAGGACGGGAUGGGGAGCAGCCCUCUCAGCUGCUGCUAUGUGCUGCUAUGGUAGUUCGUUUCUACCCGAAUGGAGGUUGUGCAUGACCGGGCAGAAGAAGGCAGAGGCUCUAGUGGGCUGGUACAUCCUCGAUUUGUGUUGCGCCACUUGUAUACCCAUUGCUGCCAGAUGGUCACAGGCUUCGUGACCAGGGCCCCAAAUUGGUGUAGAGGCACCCUUGGGAAUCAGGGUACUGCAAUGUUAGAAAGAGAGUGAAUGGACUAGUGUGAGAAACCUAGAACAUGUACCUGUUGGGGUUGUACUCAAUAGAAGCACACACCUAGG